Eruca vesicaria subsp. sativa (arugula) is the source of this 654-nucleotide messenger RNA. The record is from the annotation of a GenBank genome assembly. Lineage: Eukaryota; Viridiplantae; Streptophyta; Magnoliopsida; Brassicales; Brassicaceae.
AUGAAUGAAGCACGGGCUGUUUAUCGCCAUAAUCAGGAUGGUGCUGUGAGAAAACAACAUAACUCUUGGAAAAUCACCUCGCGCCCAAAUCACAAGAAGUCUAGGUAUGUCCCCUACGAGAAGACAGGCCCAACGCAGAGGUGGAGGGCAAGGAACAGCUCUGCUGCUGAUCAUGAGCCUAAGUCACGGGAUGAAUCUUCAGCUCAAGGUUUGACCUCCGGUGUCAACGAUGGAUCGUCGGCUGCUCAAGAAGAAGUGGAUACGAGAAAUGAUAAUCAUUGGAGCAGUGGGAAGAGACUUUCGAGUCAAAUUGUUAGUCCUGGUCAGUUUCUUCAUGAUGACCACGUAACUAAACGUAUCACGCCGCGGUUACUUACUUACUCUCCUACGGAGAAGUUGGUACCGGUGGAUGCUCAGAUCAUAGGAGCUUUACAUGAUUCUGAGGCUAUGGAAACAGGCGAGGAAGGCGGAGAGGUGGCGGUUGAGGAUGAUGAGGGUGGUGAUUUGCUAGGUGAAGAACUACUGGAGAUGGAGGCAAGCCAUAUACAGAGCGCGAGAGAAGAUAGAGGACGGGAAGAUAUGACAACACGCGAGAAGCCUAAGCAAUCAUCAUCGCAUAGAGGAGGAGGAAGAACUCGGAUUCCCAUGGGGUAA